CGGCGGCGGCCAUUCCCUGCAAACUUUGCGGCGCCGGCGCGCGUGGGGGCGUCCGGGGGGCGCGCGCGGCUGCCUCGGCCCCGGGCCCUGCUCGGCGGCGGCGGCCCCGGGCCCCGCGGCGCGGCCGGGACGACACGACAGGCUCCCCGCGGACGCACCGUCGUGGAUGUGACCAAUGCUGGCAGCUCCCCGGAGCGGCGUGGACACAUGAAGUCACUCUAAAGAGCCCGGCUGCUGCUUCCUGCGACCUCCUCACCGCCAGGUGAAGUAAGAUGAGCAUAACCAGUGACGAGGUCAACUUCCUGGUGUAUCGGUAUCUACAGGAGUCAGGGUUUUCCCACUCGGCCUUCACAUUCGGUAUUGAGAGCCACAUCAGCCAGAGCAACAUCAAUGGGACACUCGUGCCGCCGGCUGCCCUCGUGUCCAUCCUGCAGAAGGGGCUGCAGUAUGUGGAGGCCGAGAUCAGCAUCAACGAGGAUGGCACGGUGUUCGACGGCCGCCCCAUCGAGUCCCUGUCGCUCAUCGACGCGGUGAUGCCCGAUGUGGUGCAGACCCGGCAGCAGGCCUUCCGGGAGAAGCUGGCCCAGCAGCAGGCCAGCGCUGCUGCGGCCGCCACAGCGACCACGGCCUCGGCAGCCGCGGCCACGCCGAGCACGGCCGCACCAGGGGCUGUGUCCCAGCAGAAUGCACCAAAGAACGGAGAGGCCACGGUGAACGGGGACGAGAAUGGAGCACACACCAUCAACAACCAUUCCAAACCCAUGGAGAUCGACGGAGACGUGGAGAUUCCUGCCAGCAAGGCCACGGUGCUCCGGGGCCACGAGUCCGAGGUCUUCAUCUGUGCCUGGAACCCUGUCAGUGACCUGCUGGCCUCGGGGUCCGGGGAUUCCACGGCGCGGAUCUGGAACCUGAAUGAGAACAGCAAUGGGGGCUCCACGCAGCUGGUGCUGCGGCACUGCAUCCGCGAGGGCGGCCACGAUGUGCCCAGUAACAAGGACGUCACCUCGCUGGACUGGAACAGUGACGGGACACUGCUGGCCACGGGGUCCUAUGACGGCUUUGCCAGAAUCUGGACGGGAGACGGUAACCUUGCCAGCACCUUAGGCCAACACAAAGGCCCCAUCUUUGCCUUGAAGUGGAACAAGAAGGGGAACUAUAUUCUGAGCGCAGGUGUGGACAAAACAACCAUCAUCUGGGACGCGCACACCGGCGAGUCGAAGCAGCAGUUUCCCUUCCACUCCGCUCCUGCCCUGGACGUGGACUGGCAGAACAACAGCACCUUCGCCUCGUGCAGCACUGACAUGUGUAUCCAUGUCUGCCGGCUGGGCUGCGACCGGCCCGUCAAGACGUUCCAGGGGCACACAAAUGAGGUCAACGCCAUCAAGUGGGACCCAUCGGGGAUGCUGCUGGCGUCCUGCUCGGAUGACAUGACGCUGAAGAUCUGGAGCAUGAAGCAGGACACGUGUGUCCACGAUCUGCAAGCUCACAAUAAAGAGAUCUACACCAUCAAGUGGAGCCCCAUGGGGUCGGCCACCAACAACCCCAACGCCAGCAACAUGCUGGCCAGCGCCUCCUUCGACUCCACCGUGCGGCUGUGGGACGUGGAGCGCGGCGUGUGCAUGCACACACUCACCAAGCACCAGGAGCCCGUGUACAGCGUGGCCUUCAGCCCUGACGGCAAGUACCUGGCCAGCGGCUCCUUCGACAAGUGUGUGCACAUCUGGAGCACCCAGAGCGGGAAUCUGGUACACAGCUACCGGGGCACCGGCGGCAUCUUCGAGGUGUGCUGGAACGCCCGAGGAGACAAAGUGGGUGCCAGCGCGUCCGACGGCUCUGUGUGCGUCCUAGACCUGCGGAAGUGAAGGCCACGCGGGGUCGCCGAGACGCGCAGACUUUCAAGGAGGCCCGGAAGCAGACGCCGGCGUCGGGUCCAGCUGCGGUGGCAGCCUUCGGCGUCAACGUGUCGCCUCACUCACCCUGUCCACUGCACGGCGGACACGAGGCGCGGCCUGCGGUCCAGGCGGCUGGGAAUCCGCGCAGCCCCGGCCACACGAGGGUCCAUUGGUUUUCUUUUGUUUGUUUGUUCGUUUGUUUGUUUGGAAUCCUGGCGCGGGCGUGAGGCAGGAGCGCGUGCACAGGCCCCCUCCCGGGGCUGCCGAGGAGCAGGGGCCCCUGACACCCCCUCGGGACCCAGGUGCCCGCCACUCCCGAAGCGGGUGGCCGGGAACAGCUGUGCCAAAAGGAAGGACGCGGCGCUGCGGUGAAGCCAAAGGGCAGCGAGGCCAGCCUCGGAGACGCCCCUCGUGUCCCCAGCAGUCCGGACGUGGCGGUCACCAGGACGCCCGGAGCCACCGAAGGCGAGCCGUGACAGGCGCGCGGCUUUGUGACCCGCACACUGUGUGCUUCUCUACUAUCCCCGUUGGGUAGUUUCCGGUCAACUGCGACCGUGUGGCCUGGGGCUUGGGGAGGGGACCGGGGGUCACUGUCUCAGGUGCCCGCCCCUGCCCAGCCCUCUGUCCCCGUCUUGUUCAUCUGUCCGUCCAGCUCGUGUGUCUGGCCGCCCCUCCCUCCCGUCGCGUCCCUCUUGCUUCAGAUGUCCAUCGGGUUGAUGUCCAGGGCACUUUUUGGCGCAUUACUAAGUGCUUUAUGUACGAAGGCGAGGGGCUUUUUACAGAUGGGGGUGGGCGGGGGAAAGACUUAUAAGAGGAAGAAGAGCCCUGAGUAUUUUUGCAAAAAAACAAAAACAAAAACAGUUAUUUUUAUGUUGAAAUGAUUAAAAAAGAAAAAA
Messenger RNA from Sorex araneus (European shrew), 2788 nucleotides. RefSeq names its product transducin beta like 1 X-linked. The record is from RefSeq and is a predicted model, not a curated record. Gene Ontology annotation, cellular component: histone deacetylase complex. The transcript has 16 exons. Gene Ontology annotation, molecular function: transcription corepressor activity; protein binding. The coding region runs from base 273 to 1862 and encodes 529 amino acids. Gene Ontology annotation, biological process: regulation of transcription by RNA polymerase II. Lineage: Eukaryota; Metazoa; Chordata; Mammalia; Eulipotyphla; Soricidae.